Molecule: messenger RNA, 3720 nt
Organism: Salvelinus namaycush (lake trout)
Lineage: Eukaryota; Metazoa; Chordata; Actinopteri; Salmoniformes; Salmonidae
Product: SH3 domain-binding protein 5-like
Exons: 6
Coding region: 440-1780 (446 amino acids)
Biological process (GO): intracellular signal transduction; negative regulation of protein tyrosine kinase activity
Cellular component (GO): cytoplasm
Molecular function (GO): protein kinase inhibitor activity
Source: RefSeq, a predicted model, not a curated record
GCCGAGGUUAGCUAGCAAGCAAGCGGUGGAGGGAGAGAUGGAGAGACUACUGGCGAUGAAAAAACAUAAUUAUUUAUUGUCAAUUAGAUUUAAUUUUAAUGUCCGUUAUUUGCAGUCAAUUUAUUUUUAAAUAAUGUUUUGUUUUCAUGCAACGUAAGCUAGCUUUGUAGAGCUAGCUACUGUACUGGUAGUAUCGUCACGAACCUUAGUCUCCUGUGCUGUGGCUAAACUAGCGGGAUUGAAUGAUACACUAAAAACGCCAGAGAUAGUCUGGCUUUGCUGUCUCUCAAACUAGUUUUUCCCCUAUGGUCCUAAUCAAAUUCUCACACAUACAAAACGCAGUUAGUAACUGGCUAGAACACAUAGCUAGUUGGCUAAAAAGAAAAGCAACGGUACCGUUAUUUGGUUAGCUAACGUUAGCUUGCUAACUGGGCCUGGAAUGGAGCCAGGUGAUUUGCGUGUGAGCCCAGCCGGCUCCGGUGACCCCGAAGUGGGCGAAUGGAGGGAAGAGACGCCUGGUGCGGAUGCUGAGGCGAAGGGCGGGGAACCAAAUGACAAGGAAAUGAAUGGAGAUACAACUGAAACGGUGCUAAAAGAGAAAGACACCUGCGAGGGAGAAGAGUGUACAGAGAAGAACGAAGGUGAACUACACAGCCCAUAUGAAGAGGAAUUGGAUCCCAGAAUUCAGGAGGAGUUGGAACACCUCAACGAGGCCAGUGUAAAAAUCAACCAACUAGAACUGCACUUGGAUGAUGCCAGAUCGGGUUACAGGAAGAUCCUCACAGACUCAGCCAGAAAACUGAACGCCCACAGCUCCCAGCUAGGUACCUGCAUCGAGAAGGCCAGGCCCUACUAUGAGGCUCGUCGACUUGCCAAGGAGGCUCAGCAGGAGACCCAGAAGGCGGCUCUGAGCUAUGAGCGGGCCGUCUCCAUGCACACGGCUGCCAGGGAGAUGGUGUACGUGGCAGAGCAGGGCCUCAUGGCCGACGGCAGGAACACCCUGGACCCCACCUGGCAGGAGAUGCUCAACCAUGCUACCUCCAAGGUGAACGAGGCAGAGGAGGAGCGCCUACGCAGCGAACGGGAGCACAUGCGUGUCACCCACUCUUGUCAGACGGCAGAGGCUCGAGUCCAGACCCUGCAGAAAUCUCUCAAGAGGGCCAUCGUUAAGUCCAAGCCUUACUUCGAGCUCAAGGCCCAGUUCAACUACAUACUUGAGGAGCACAAAACCAAAGUGAUGCAGCUGGAGGAGCAUGUGACCAAAGUGAAAAACCGCUACUCUGUCGCCCUGCACAACCUGGAGCAAAUCAGCGAGGCCAUCCACGCUCAGCGGGGGCGGGACCAAACCGAUGGUGGACAAACCAUGGCCUGUGGUGGGCGGAGUCCCCCUAUUGGGGCGGAGUCGGACAGUGUGGUGUGUGGUGUCGAGGGCGGGGCAUGUGGAGGAGGGGCAAUAGAGACUGAUAGGGUGGACAGAAGCAGCGUGGUGGAUAAGAAAAUUGGUUUGGUGGAGAAAUACAGGGAGAGCGGGGGAGAGAGGCCCGAGACACAUGGAGAGAGAGCAGGGUCAGAUUCCCUCUCCGUCUUCAGUCUGCAGACCAUCGCUUCCGACCUAGAGAAAUGUGAUUCCAUCGAACACCUCGGAGAAUUUAGUGAUGUGGGCAGUCUGCCUGGGGAGGAUGGAGAGAAUGAGAGAGGGGGAGGGAGGGAAAGAAGGGAAGGGCAAAUGCAGCGCCAACAGCAGUUCCUGAAGCAACAUCACAGGAGCUUCAGCUUGUGAGAGCUGUCCUUAUCGCUUAUAGUUUAUCAAUUGAAAAUAAGUGUCCGGUCUAGCUAGCUCAUUAUCCUGGCAAAAGACCAAAAUAUAAAAUAUGAGGAAAAUCAGAUCUGCUGUAUCUAAAGUAACACAUUUUAAACAGGGGGGUAUGAUACUCAGUAGUAAUGAAGCACAGGUACGUUGACAAGACCUGAAAAUAUAAGGAGCCUGACAGGUUUUGCAUCAUAUUACAACUACUGAAACUCCUAGACUGUACAUGCCUCUGAGAUUAGCUGCUUUACUUCCCUUAUUCUGGCAAUAACGAAACCGUAGACACAUAUGUCCUAGUGCAUGAAGGAACAAUCAAAGUAAGAGACUACAAUAAACAUGACAACUGGGAGCCCUAUUCAAUCUAAACGGCGGUAACCGAAUUUCUGGUGUAAGUUAAAAUCAAUGUUCUUUUGCAACAAAAAAGUAAGUGAAUUCAUAUGUACGCUCCAUUUUUGUUGUUUCAUACUGUAGAUAUUGUUUAUUUUAGUACAUAAAUGUAAACGCGUAUUAUAAAAUGUGCAAGAAGAAUUCGUUUUUUUUGGUACUUAUUCUGAAAACCUGGUUUCAGGGUUCGAAUCAAUAGGACCCCAAAACAAACUAGAGGGUUACAAACUCCAUUCUGACAACUUGCGUGAUGACAGAAAGCACUCCAGACUAUUUAUUUGGACUUUUAUUAUAUGUGUACUAGUAUUCAGGUCUAACUAAACAUUUUUAUAAAUUGUUCAUAAAAUAUCACGCUGGCAUAAUAUUAUGUUUUACUUGUUUCAAUUUUAAGCCCAUCAUUUUAAGAUACUUUGUUUUUGUAUUUUUUAAAAUAAAAUCAUUUCCCAAUAUAUUGUUUCUUUAGAGCCUCCUGGGUCGUAAAUUGAAAUGUGCCUUGUCCUUGACACAGUACUACGCAAACAAAGACAGCAUAGCACUGGCUGCAACAACAUACUGUUCAGAUCUGUGUAUACAGUAUUAAACUGUGGUCAACAGUUGAGAAAUACUCCCAUGAAGGACAUGCUUUUGACCAUAUGUUUAAUUAGAAAUUAUAAUAAUUGGUGUCAUCCUAACUCUGUUUUGCCUGGACUUGUUAUAUUUAUUUUAUUAAUUUGAAUAUGUUGUCUGUGUACUGCUUUGGCAAAGUGGAGGGUACAAGAAAUGUAGUCAAUGGAUUAAAUGUAAGUUUGUGUAUAAUUACAACAUUUAUAGAGAAAAUAAUGAAAUGUACAGAUUUAUUUGAAGGUCUUUGUAUAGUUAUUUUAAAGGGAUCUUAUUUAAUGCUGGUUAUCUGCUGUAUUCCUGAUUUGACCUCCGUCUCUGUCCCGCUCUUUACAUACUUCCAAUAUAUCCAUCUCUUCCCCUCAUUCUCUCAGCCAUAGAAAUAGAAUGACUAGCAAUUGUAUUUCUAUGCUUUCAACCCUUCAAUCAUUGUCCAUUUGAUGUCUUCCUCUUUAUUUAUUCAUAAAGUGGUGCAGUAGUGUGAUGUCACCCAGCUAUAUAGUACAGUUCACUGUUGUUAUUUACAUGUAUGCAAUAUCAAACAGGUAAACAAUAAAAUAAGAGUAAUCUUGACUUUUUGCCAUUUUAAGACCCAAUAUAUUGUAUUUUGCAAUAUGUCUUCUACUUCAUACUGUACUUCAACACUAUCUAAGGAUGAAGAUGUGAUACUAAAUUACAGAUUUAGAAGAAGAGGAGAAUGUGGGGUUUGCAGAAAAAGCGAGAGAGUUGGGAGGAGACAGGAAAAGAGAUGAGUUAUAUUUUAUCCCCCCUGCUUCAAUUAUUCAACAGGAUAUAAAUAUGAAGGAGACUUGUGCUCUCAGGAAUAGAUGUCUGGAGAAGAGGAGGGAGGGGGAUACCAAAUCCUGUAUUGUAAGAACAUCUCUGGUGUUACUAACGCUGAAAAUAGAGGCUCAAUGUUGUAGAAACGA